AUUUUCCACAGGCACAUGCUUGGAACAGUCGCGCCCUUCCUCUCGCCAGCAAAUUGAAGAAUGUCGGCUUCCUUCAACCUUGCAAGUUGGAGUUUGUGCAACGUUCAUAGCUAGCGAAUGGGCCAGGUGAACUUCACAAUGCUGAUUCGCAAAGGGUUGAUACCCUGUGAAGAGCGUGGGCAGACAAGAAGCGUUGAAGCUCUGGAUCCCGAAUGGGAAACAAACGUUCUAGUAACCUAGUAUGGCUGCAGCUUUUGACGGUAUUGUCGGGUGUACUACUGGGAGGGGCGCUUGUGAAGGCGGCAGAGACCAGUGGGGCGGAUGCAAAAGCUUCUUUGUUUCUGGACUGGCUCCAUGAGGGAGGCGCUGACAUCAGCGGGGUGGCCCUGAGUGACUUCAUCGACGGCCGUCCUGUGUCCUCCCUGGGCGCGUGUUCCCAGGACGGCAUCAGCUGCUACCGAGGCGUUGUGGCGACACAAGACAUCAGCGCGGGAGCGACCGUUGUGUCCAUUCCACUCAAUCUGGGGGUGUACGACUUCGAUGGCGCUGCUGGCUUGCCUGAACCUUAUGCAGAGUCUAUACCCGAAACUCGACUGGCUGCCUGGCUGUGUCGUCAGAGGUCCCUGGGCUCGACCUCUCGGUUCGCCCCGUAUCUGGACAUGCUUCCCAAAGCCAUCCCCAUGCCGCUGUUCUACCAAAAUAAGGAGGCCGAAGCGGCCGCGCUCCUGCCGUGCCAUGCGGGCAUGCAGGAGCUGCUGAACUGGACCCGGGACGAGUUCGACAAGAGCAACCCAGAUGCGCUGGGGGGCGCUUCCUUCGUGACCUUCAAGUGGGCGUUCGCCAUCGUGCUAAGCCGGACAUUCGAGACGCGGGUUCUGCUCGGGGGCUCCGAAGACGGCGCCUUGUCCGCGAUGAUCAUGAUGCUGCCCUUUGCGGAUAUGAUCAAUCACAGCCCCCACAACCAGCUGGUGUGGCAGUUGGACGACGGCGGGCAGCGCUUUGAGAUGACCGCGACGCGCGACAUCGCGAAAGGGGAGGAGGUGUUCACGACGUACGGGAGCAAGACCAACGAGCAGUGGCUGCUCUACUACGGCUACGUACCCGAAGACAACCCCGCAGACCGGAUGCCUCUCUUCGACACCUAUGAAGACGCAGCAGCCUGGUACAUCCAGUCCCGACCGCCACCGCAUACCGCGCCGUCUGCUAAGAAGGUCACUGCCGCUAUUGCUGCCGCCGUCAAGGCGGCGCAAGAAACGUUGAGCGAUGAAACGGACGAAGGAUUAGCCCUUUCAGAAAAGGAAGCGGACAAACGCUUGUGGGCGAUAUUUGCGACUCUGUGGGUGCAUCUGGAUUCAAAGAACGAGUUAGGUUACGCUUGCUCCCAGUCGGUCUCGUUAUGGAGCUUCCGUAGGAGGUCGGAAUGCGAAGUGAUUGCGGGUUUGGCGGCCCAAAGGGCUCUGAUUCGUCUGUACAAAAGCACGUUGGAGAGGUUUGAUGAAAGCGUUGUCAAGCUGAGACGGCAGAUUAAGCGGUUUGGAAGGGGAAAGGGCGCUGUAUAUACGAACUUGCAGGUUUUGGAGAGAUAUGCGUUGCAAAGGAAGGAGCUUGUAGAGAGGGCGUUGGCAAUUGUUCAACAGGGGGUUGCGGAUGAGGAGCUCAAAAGGAAGACUUCCAAGGAACUAUGAAAUGGAAGUAGCGACAAUGCUUCGAUUCUAAAGUUGUAAUUUGCCUUAAAGGGUAUACCUCGAGGAUUUUGUACUCCCAACGGUGGAAGUUGCAUAAGAAUGAGUCGGACACACGUACCAAGUCUGGCGACAACAUGCGCACGUGUACGGGACA
Klebsormidium nitens is the source of this 1839-nucleotide messenger RNA. Lineage: Eukaryota; Viridiplantae; Streptophyta; Klebsormidiophyceae; Klebsormidiales; Klebsormidiaceae. The record is from the annotation of a GenBank genome assembly.